CUUUAAUCAAAGUAUAUACAUGUGUGUUUCUAACUGCAGCUUAUAGAAUCUUAAGACACAUGAUUUCAAUCUUUUAAUAGAUAGAAGCUUACUCGAUUAAAAAUUCCCUACACAUUUCUCUGCUCUGCCUAACAAUUUAUAGUUCCUAGCAAACCCAAGCUGCCCUUAUACCUCCAAGUCCUCCCACAAACUUUCACCCAAAACGAUACCACAGCCAUCCAACGCUCAAUCCAGACGAGUACCAAAAUCCCUUAACUAUCCAAAACCCAUCAAAAACCAAACGCACAUACUCGUCCAUAUGAAUAUACAGCAUCAAAACAGUUAUGCUCCCAUUCCCACCACUCCCCCACAACAAUCAGGCAAAAGAUCAGCAAGCGCAUUGGCACCACCACCGCCCGCCCGCCCGCCGCCGCCCACCCAGCGGAUGCACUGGCGCCCCCAAUCAACAAAGAUCGUCACUUUCGCCCUCCUCACUCGGUCGGCGGCGCGGCGGCGGGCAGGUGCGGCCCCACGAUGUUCUUUUCGAGAGAGAUCAGCGAGUUGCAGUAGUUUAACCUAGGUAGGAAGCGUAGCUAAUUACUGGUCAAGUGCAAUUGGUGU
Aaosphaeria arxii CBS 175.79 is the source of this 600-nucleotide messenger RNA. RefSeq lists its product as uncharacterized. The annotation marks the transcript as partial. The transcript has a single exon. The record is from RefSeq and is a predicted model, not a curated record. NCBI's taxonomy places the organism in Eukaryota, Fungi, Ascomycota, Dothideomycetes, Pleosporales.